AUGUUCUGGAAGUUGACUGCUCUCUCUGCUGCUUCCCCCGUGGAAUCGAUAUUAGACAAGGAAGACUUCACUUUGGAGGAGCUUCUGGAUGAGGAAGACAUUAUCCAAGAAUGCAGAGCUUUGAACAGCCGUCUCAUUAAUUUUUUGAGAGAAAGAGACCAAGUGGAACAGUUACUACGUUUUAUUGUUGAAGAAUCUCCAGAAGAUGCUGAUAGCAAGCGCGCUUUCAAGUUUCCUUUCAUCUCCUCUGAAGUCUUGACUUGUGAGAUUGAUGUGAUUCUUAAGACUUUGGUGGAGGAGGAGGAGCUAAUGGACCUACUUUUCUCCUUUUUGGAACCUAACCGUUCUCACAGCGUAAUGCUAGCUGGGUAUUUCAGCAAGGUAGUUGUCAUAUGCCUUAUGUUGAGGAAGACGGUCCCGCUGAUGAACUAUGUAAAAGCCCAUCAGAAUGUUUUCCAGCAACUGGUUGAUUUGAUAGGGAUUACGUCCAUUAUGGAGGUUCUAAUUCGGUUGGUUGGUGCGGAUGAUCAUGUUUAUCCCAACCACACGGACGUGAUGCAAUGGUUAGCUGAUAGCAAUCUGCUUGAAAUGGUCGUUGAUAAGCUUAGCCCAUCAAAUUCUCUUGAAGUUCAUGCAAAUGCUGCUGAAACAUUGUGCACUAUUGCACAAAAUGCACCAUCACCUUUGGCUACGAAGCUCUCCAGUUCAAGUUUUGUUGCAAGGAUAUUUGACCAUGCUUUCGGAGAUCCCCACUCCAAAUCUAGCCUUGUCCACACACUCUCGGUGUGCAUUUCAUUGUUAAGCCCAAGAAGAUCUCUAGUUUCUUCGUCCUUUAUGUAUUCAUUCAGGGGCCAACAAAUCUUUGAGUCUCCAAUUUCGGUGAAUCCGGAGACUAUUGCCACCAUGCUGCCUAGACUUGGUGACUUUGUCAAACUUUUAAACGCGACCUCUGAUGAAAAAGUGUUACCUACCACCUAUGGACAGUUGAAACCUCCUCUUGGCAGUCAUCGCCUGAAGAUCGUGGAGUUCAUCGCUAUCUUGUUGAAAACACGAAGUGAAGCUACAGGAAAAGAACUAGCCAGCUCAGGAGCGAUUAGAAAAGUCCUUGAUCUGUUCUUCGAGUACCCAUAUAAUAAUGCACUGCACCAUCAGGUGGAGAGUAUAAUAGUAUCGUGUUUGGAGAGCAAAAAUGACGAGAUUGUUGACCAUCUUCUCCGCGAGUGUGAUUUGAUUGGAAAAAUUCUCAAAACAGAGAAACAGCCAAUCCUUUCUGGUGAUGACCAGCCAACAAUACCUGCUGCUGGAAAGAUGGCUCCACGGGUGGGAAAUAUUGGUCAUAUUUCAAGAAUUUCGAACAAGCUUGUUCAGCUGUCGACUAACAGUGACCUAAUAAAGACUUUACUUGAGGAACAUAACGAAUGGGGCGAGUGGGAAGCUAAUACAUUGCAUGACCGAAACGCAGUCGAGAAUGUUUAUCGCUGGGUUUGUGGACGCCCAACUGCAUUACACGAUAGGACUAGGGACAGUGACGAUGAUGAAGCUCACGACAGGGAUUAUGACCUUGCUGGUUUAGCUAAUAACUUGAACCAAUUUAGAUACAACAUGCAAGAGAACAAUGGUGCCGGGGAGGAGCACGGUUCCAAUGACAGAGAGGAAGAGGAUGUGUACUUUGAUGACGAAUCUGCUGAAGUUGUUAUAUCAUCUCUAAGGCUUGGUGAUGAACAGGACAACAAUAUAUUCACAAGCUCGAACUGGUUCACGUUUCAAGGAGAUGAGUUAGGUGACAACACAGGAACAGGGGCCAUUCCUUCAGAGGAAGCAAUGGAAGAUGUAAGCUUGAAUGAAAAUGGAGAUGAAGAUGAUGAUGAAGAAGAAGACUGUUUGAUUACAGAAAGCAACAACCCUUUUGUAGCCACAGCUUCAACCUCAGAAGCAGUCUCUGUAGACAACAACACCGUACCUGGAGAUAUCGAGAUCGAAGAAGAUGUGGUUUCAGGUGAAUCGUCACCCGAAAUGGUUAACCGUGGAGAUCCUUUACCUGGGGAUGACGUGAAGAUGCCUGAUGUGAGAGUUUCAAACGGUUCGUCAUCCUCGGAAGGCGAGAUAAGCCCGAGAUCACCACCUGUACCUUCGUUAUUUGGCAAAGACGUUGAGUAUGUUGGCGUGGAGCCAGAAGGAACCGAGAGGGCAAUGGAUCAAGCUCUAAAGGAAGGGAUAGUGGGAGAGGCAGGGCCAAUGAUGAGGAACAACACUACAGCAUCGCCGGGAAAGGAGAGCUCUGAUGAGAAUAUACAGCAGGAGUACAACGACACUAACUACUGGAAAGUCGAUCAUGAGGUGGCCGUGGUUGAAUGAUGAUGAUGUUGUUGAACAUUGUUGUCGGAAUGAUUCCCAAGCAGAAAGGGAAAGGAAAGGAAAGGUACGUGUGAAUGUACAUUACUACUAAGUCUCAUCUCUUUUGCUUUUUGUUUUUUCUUUUGGGGAAUAGUGAAGUGACUGAUCUGCUCGUUUAGGUUCUUACAAAAUUUGGAUGUUUUUGCUAUAUGUCUGUCAGAUUUCACCCUUUUUUUUUUUUAUUAAUACUCUUUUGAAAUGUUUGAUUAAAAAUUGGGACUCGUUGUAAAGACUUUUGUGAUUGUUGCACGUUCUUUGGGUAAUAAAUACUGAAAGUUUUAUGUUUUAG
Eruca vesicaria subsp. sativa (arugula) is the source of this 2683-nucleotide messenger RNA. The record is from the annotation of a GenBank genome assembly. Lineage: Eukaryota; Viridiplantae; Streptophyta; Magnoliopsida; Brassicales; Brassicaceae.